AUGGCAACCCAAUUUCAAGAUGGCAGCAGCAACAAUCGCUACCGCUCAAAGUGUCCAGGCCCCCUCUCUCUACAGUCAUCACAGCGUUUCCAGCCCUACCAGAGACCCUCUCACUCACUCAGAUUUGCUCCAAAGUCCGACUGUGUUUCCCCACUAGUCCAGACCAGAGACUACGUCCCAACCCCUCCCUGUCCCGCCCCAGGAACCUGGGCCAACACCUUCAGCUUCGACGACUACAGCACAAAAGUGUGGGCAACGGACAUGUUCCAUCAACAGCGGCUCCAGGUGCAGACUGCGUUGAUCCAAAGAGAGAUCCUGAUGUCGACCCCUGGUAUCAACCCCUACCCGAGUUGUACUUACACCCCACGAGCCUCCACACCCAUUACUCCAUACGGGGUCUACGACAACCUCGCCCAUAGCAUCAUGAAGGAAGAGUGCGACACCGGCUACUUCAGCUCGUCCGACAUCUCCAGAGUGACUCCAGAUGGCGACAUCGCCGACGACGUCCUUGACAGCAGGCCGGAUUCACCCAGCAGUGACAUGUCAGAGAAACGACCUGUUGAAAACACCGUGUUCGCCACACCAGUCAUACCCGAUUACAAACCAGAAUUCACCAGCUUGCCGAUCAUACCACAGAUUGUCCCAGAGAUCUUCAAGGUCAACCCAGAGGUCAACCAUGAGGUCCACACUAGUUCAAACCACAAACACAAAAAUGCAAGUCUCCAAACCUCAGAUCCUUCUUCCUACACUCUCGAGUCUCUACCCAAGAAGAAGCCUCACCAAGAACCGGGCAACUACGAGUGUCUGACUUGUGGGAAAGUGUUUGCAUGGAAGACUGGUCUUGUGACCCACAAGCGUGUACAUACCGGUGAACGACCCUACAAGUGCCCAGUCUGUCCUAAAGCCUUCAGCGACUACUCCACAUACAGCAAGCACUGCCGCAUCCACUCCGGCCACAAGCCCUACAGUUGCGACGUCUGUGGCAAAGCCUUCACUCAGUCAGGUAACAGACUGAGGCAUAUGAGGACUGUACACAAGGUUACUCUGUGCAGCAGCAACAAUCGCUACCGCUCAAAGUGUCCAGGCCCCCUCUCUCUACAGUCAUCACAGCGUUUCCAGCCCUACCAGAGACCCUCUCACUCACUCAGAUUUGCUCCAAAGUCCGACUGUGUUUCCCCACUAGUCCAGACCAGAGACUACGUCCCAACCCCUCCCUGUCCCGCCCCAGGAACCUGGGCCAACACCUUCAGCUUCGACGACUACAGCACAAAAGUGUGGGCAACGGACAUGUUCCAUCAACAGCGGCUCCAGGUGCAGACUGCGUUGAUCCAAAGAGAGAUCCUGAUGUCGACCCCUGGUAUCAACCCCUACCCGAGUUGUACUUACACCCCACGAGCCUCCACACCCAUUACUCCAUACGGGGUCUACGACAACCUCGCCCAUAGCAUCAUGAAGGAAGAGUGCGACACCGGCUACUUCAGCUCGUCCGACAUCUCCAGAGUGACUCCAGAUGGCGACAUCGCCGACGACGUCCUUGACAGCAGGCCGGAUUCACCCAGCAGUGACAUGUCAGAGAAACGACCUGUUGAAAACACCGUGUUCGCCACACCAGUCAUACCCGAUUACAAACCAGAAUUCACCAGCUUGCCGAUCAUACCACAGAUUGUCCCAGAGAUCUUCAAGGUCAACCCAGAGGUCAACCAUGAGGUCCACACUAGUUCAAACCACAAACACAAAAAUGCAAGUCUCCAAACCUCAGAUCCUUCUUCCUACACUCUCGAGUCUCUACCCAAGAAGAAGCCUCACCAAGAACCGGGCAACUACGAGUGUCUGACUUGUGGGAAAGUGUUUGCAUGGAAGACUGGUCUUGUGACCCACAAGCGUGUACAUACCGGUGAACGACCCUACAAGUGCCCAGUCUGUCCUAAAGCCUUCAGCGACUACUCCACAUACAGCAAGCACUGCCGCAUCCACUCCGGCCACAAGCCCUACAGUUGCGACGUCUGUGGCAAAGCCUUCACUCAGUCAGGUAACAGACUGAGGCAUAUGAGGACUGUACACAAGGUUACUCUGUAAACCUUCGCUCUGUAAAUCACCAGUGCUAUCUGUUUCUACUGUAUACUACGAG
Haliotis rufescens (red abalone) is the source of this 2128-nucleotide messenger RNA. Its product is annotated as zinc finger protein 271-like. Gene Ontology annotation, molecular function: DNA-binding transcription factor activity; RNA polymerase II cis-regulatory region sequence-specific DNA binding. The transcript has 5 exons. The record is from RefSeq and is a predicted model, not a curated record. NCBI's taxonomy places the organism in Eukaryota, Metazoa, Mollusca, Gastropoda, Lepetellida, Haliotidae. Gene Ontology annotation, biological process: regulation of transcription by RNA polymerase II. Bases 1 to 2076 code for a protein of 691 amino acids.